GAGAGAGUGAGGACUGAUUAAAGGGAUUAAGUAGCGUCAGUUUAGACAAUUCUUCUCUUCCACAUCGGUAUAAGGAAACAAAAUGAUUUACAGCAGGGGAAUAGAAGAUUAGGGUAUCAGCACAGCAGGACGUAGACACUAUCUAAAAUAAUUAAGUGCCUUUUGUUGAACAGCAUUUAGUGGGACAACUUUGGCAACAAAUGCAUUGAAGAGAUGAAUUCUCAAGCUGUCACACCGUUGUUGGUUGUUGCCAUUUGGAAAGUGAGAAAUACAGAAGGCAAAUGAAGAGCUAAUGAGAACAAGAGGAUCCUUUGAGGAUGACAAGGUCUUUAAUGUCCUUCUAAUACUUCAGAGAACAAGCUUUAUUGAUGGAUUAAAGGGGACAUUCGGAGACUUCCUCCUCAAGUGGCUUUUGAAACAGAACAAAUGUUCGAUCAUGUUCCAGUUAGGGGUCAUACUGACUUCUGCUUCCUCAACAAGACCUAGCUAAGUAUUUACACUUUGAAUGAGAGAGAAUUGGUCAGAUGAGAUUGGGAUUUUGGUGCCUUGUUCUUGUUGUUGUGGUGGAUUUUAACCCGCGAGUUAAAUGGUGCUGAUCAUAGAGGACUCAGGUGGAGGUGGAGGGAAGUUGUUAAAAGUUCAGCAGAAUGGGAUCUCUGGAGGUCAGGCGGGGGCUGUCAGGGGUCCCAUAAAUGAGGAGUUGGAGACAGUCACACACGACAUAAAUGAGGAUCCUAAUGUGGGAGACAAUGAGGACAACAACUAUUACGAUGACGACGACGAUGAUGUCUAUCAGGAAUUUGAAGAGUUUGACUUUGACACAUUGCCAGAUCGGCCAGAGGAUAGCAGGAGUAUCGCCUCUGAUGACUCCUUCUAUCCACCUGAUGAGUCUCUCAAAUACAGGACUCCCAGCCCAGUCACCCCUGAACCGCUGUCUUUCUUCAUGGCCUGCUACAAUAACAAUUCCAUCAUAGUGAAGAUUAUGAUUAGGCAAGGGGUGACAGAGGAGGAAGUGAGAGAAACAGAUAAGAACAACAGAAAUGGGCUGAUAGUAGCCUGUUACAUGGGCUGGGUGGAUGUGGUCAUAGCGCUCUCUCAGUGUCCCCACAUUGACGUCAACUGGCAAGACAACGAGGGGAAUACAGCCCUCAUGACAGCUGCUCAAGCUGGUCACAUUAUGAUAUCCAGCUACUUGAUCAACUACUUCUCUAACCUGGACCUAGAGCGUAGAAACUGCCAUGGAUUCACAGCUAUGAUGAAGGCAGCCAUGCAAGGGAGGGCAGAUGUUGUUCGUUUGCUCAUGUUGUCAGGAGCGGACGUGGAGGCGAGGGACUACGGGCGCAAGAUGACCUCCAGGGAGUGGGCUUUGUUCACAUGCCGCUACGAGACGGCCUACCUGAUGACUCGUCUGAUGGCCCAGCCGUGCGCCGAGCAGUUCUGUGAAUCCUACAAGCUGGAGUGGCCCAUGCUGCAGGAGCUGGUGACCCAACGCCAGGAACCCAAGAACUGCUGGCAGAAGGUGGCAGACAAAGCCUGCUGUAGGUUCUCCCUCCGCAUGAAGACGGACCCUGUGGACGACGGUGUGAUGGACCACAUGGUGCGCAUCACCACCGCCCUGUCCAGCCCAUUGAUCGCCACCGCCUGCCACACCGUGGCCCUGAGAAGCCCGCCCUGCAUUGGGAAGCGGCGCUAUGCUGUACCGGAGAUCCUCAGGAAGCAGCGGGUGGACGAGCUGAAGCGCCUGGGGCCCGACCGGAUCAACAACUACAAGAAGCUGUUCAAUAACUCCCGGGUGCAGUUGGUCCCUAAGAAGACAGACCGGAGGGCCAGCCUGCAGACCCAAAUGUUGCAGGAGGUUGCGGUGGCCGGUACGUCUGCCCUGAGGCGUGCCAGCUUGCUGCCCCUGAACAUGAUGAGGAGGAGCAGCGUCAGGCCGGGCAUUGUAAUCCCCAAGGUGAGGCUGUGCAAGGCCCCCUCGGGGCCUGCCUCCGAGAAGAGAAGGAAGAGCAAGGACCCUGCGCUCCUCCAGCUCCCCAAGUGGAGGUACAAACAGGCCAAGGAGGAGAGGAGGAGGCAAGAGGAGGAGGAGAAGCAGAGACGUUUUCCCACAGUGAGGAGGCGGUGAAAGAAUUGAGCUAUGAGGAGAGGGCAAAAAAAUGUCAGGAGCCUUGGGAGGUGAGCCAACCUUUUAUUACAAUUGGUACUGAGCUGAAGAGUUGAAGUGAUCACCUGCAUUCGAGAUUUUAAGGAUUUUGCUACUAGAUUAUACUGUAGCCAUGGAGCACCAUGUCUUCCUGUCCUACAUUUGGGUACUCCGUGUUGGGAUGGGAACAAUUGGCUUGAACUGUGCACUCACUGUGAGGAAUUAAUACUUGAACUUUGAUCCAGAUGUAUUUUUGUAUGCAUUCUUCAGAUGAUGACUAUGUUUGAUAUUUCCAUUGUGAAAGGAUAACUCACGCUAACACAAUAUUACCUCUGCACAUUGUUUAUUGUGUCAACGUUUCAGUCAGACAUCCCCAAAAAAUACUGACACCUACUGCAUAUUUAGGUUUAUCUGAAUGUUAAGGAUAUUCUCAAGGCAGACAGUACACUAAUCAGUUGGAUGUUUCCUCGGCUGUUAAUAAAGGAUACAUGUACGUGCA
This is a messenger RNA of Oncorhynchus gorbuscha (pink salmon), 2642 nucleotides long. RefSeq names its product ankyrin repeat domain-containing protein 33B-like. Gene Ontology annotation, molecular function: protein binding. The record is from RefSeq and is a predicted model, not a curated record. The transcript has 4 exons. Bases 587 to 2125 code for a protein of 512 amino acids. NCBI's taxonomy places the organism in Eukaryota, Metazoa, Chordata, Actinopteri, Salmoniformes, Salmonidae.